UAUAAAACCCGCGUCCAUUAUUAUAAUUAUUAUUAUUUUAAUUUCUUAUAAGAUGAAGGUAAUUAACUACCCUAUUCUCCAUGUAGACUUGUAGCACCAUCAUCUCUAUAUAACCUCUACUCUUGUGUCACAAAGUUGGACGUACAAUUUCCAUUUGAAAACAAAACAAAACCGAAAAGAUGGAAGAUUUAAAGAUCUCUGAAACAAUACAAAAGGGUGGAGAAAAGUAUAGAUCGUUCCUCCAUGAAGAAGCUAAAAACACCCAUUGGAGGCAUGGUGCUCCUCCUACCUAUGAUGCUGUUAACCAACUUUUUGAAGAAGGUCGAACCAAGGUAUGGGAAAAGGGAUCACUGGAAGAAAUUGUUCAAAACGCAAUAAAGUCAUGGGAGAUGGAGCUUAGCCACAAGAUUCGGAUAAAAGAUUUUAAGACCAUUAAUCCUGAUAAGUUCAAGCUUAUUGUCAAUGGGAGGGAGGGAUUGUCUGCGGAGGAAACACUGAAGGUGGGAAGUUACAAUGCAUUGCUGAAGAGUACACUUCCAGAAGAGUACAAGUACUACAAAGCAGAAGAAGAAACCUUCGAAUCCUCUCAUGACGUUUUCCGAUCAGCGUUUCCUCGUGGAUUUGCGUGGGAGGUGAUCAGCGUUCAUUCCGGACCUCCGGUGAUAUCGUACAAAUUCCGGCACUGGGGUUACUUUGAAGGUCCGUUCAAAGGCCAUAAACCUACGGGCGAAAUGGUUGAUUUCUAUGGCAUGGGCAUCCUCAAGGUUGAUGAAUCGUUGAGAGCAGAAGAUGUUGAGAUCUAUUACGAUCCGGCAGAUCUUAUCUCGAAGCUGCUUAAGGGGGAGUUGAUAUCUCAGGAGGAAAGCGCCGCCGCGGAUGCUCCUCCGGCGAACACCGGUAACUGUCCAUUCGAGAAGCAAAUUGAUGUUUAA
Lactuca saligna is the source of this 932-nucleotide messenger RNA. The record is from the annotation of a GenBank genome assembly. Lineage: Eukaryota; Viridiplantae; Streptophyta; Magnoliopsida; Asterales; Asteraceae.